ACUGACGUCACGUACAGGGGGGCAUUUAAAAUUUUCGUCUUCAUAUUCGCGAUCUUGCGUAUCGCUCUUUUUAGUGUUGCACGUGGAGGGGUUUUUUGUAUUUUCUUUCAUCUGCGGUAAUUUUUUGGUUAUACCAUGCCUUCCGAUGCGAAAAAACGAGAACAACAACGUAAAAAAGACGCAGCGAAGGCCCGCCAGGCUGGAAAAAAGACACAGCCUACCAAAAGCGAAGACAAACAAAACGAACAGUCUGCACAGGUUAACGGAAAUUCCACACCUAUACAAAAUGGUACUACAAACGAUUCAAACUCCUUCGACACUGCCGAAGAGGCGCUAUGUGCGAAAUUAGAAGCAGAUGCACGUCUAAAUGCGGAAGCACGAGCGUGCACCGGCUCCCUUGCGAUUCAUCCGAAAGCUCGUGAUAUUAAAAUAGCGAAUUUUUCAAUUACUUUCCACGGUUGUGAAAUGUUGCAGGAUGCGUUGCUCGAGUUGAACUGCGGUCGACGAUACGGCCUUCUCGGCACGAAUGGAUGUGGUAAAUCCACAAUCCUGUCGGUUCUCGGAAAUAGAGAGGUGCCAAUCCAAGAUCAUAUAGAUAUUUUCCAUUUAACUAGAGAAAUGCCCGCCUCGGACAAAAGCGCACUACGAUGCGUUAUGGAAGUUGACGAGGAACGCCUAAGGUUAGAGAGGCUUGUCGAAGAGCUCGUCGAUUGUACAGAGGAGGACGCGCAGGAACAGCUAAUGGACGUGUAUGAAAGGUUGGAGGAAAUUUCUGCGGAUACCGCCGAAGCACGUGCAGCGGGAAUUUUACACGGAUUGGGGUUCACCAAGGAGAUGCAAGCACAAAAGACGAAGGACUUCAGUGGAGGUUGGCGUAUGAGAAUAGCACUGGCGAGAGCUUUGUAUGUGAAACCGCAUUUACUACUCCUCGAUGAGCCGACGAAUCAUCUGGAUUUGGAUGCAUGCGUGUGGUUAGAAGAAUAUCUUAAGCAUUAUAAAAGAAUUUUGGUUAUUAUCUCUCAUUCUCAAGAUUUCCUCAAUGGCGUUUGUACAAACAUCAUUCAUGUAAACAAAAAACGACUGAAAUACUACACCGGUAAUUAUGACGCUUUUGUUCGCACCAAACUGGAACUAUUGGAGAAUCAGAUGAAACAGUACAAUUGGGAACAAGACCAAAUCAAUCACAUGAAGAACUAUAUUGCGAGAUUCGGUCACGGAUCUGCAAAAUUGGCGCGUCAAGCUCAAUCGAAAGAAAAAACCUUAGCCAAGAUGGUGGCGUCCGGUUUAACGGAGAAAGUGUCAAACGAUAAAAUAUUAAGUUUUUCAUUUCCCAGUUGCGGAACAAUUCCACCUCCAGUUAUCAUGGUCCAAAACGUUAGUUUUAGAUACACCGAAACGACCCCGUAUAUUUAUAAAAACUUAGAAUUCGGUAUUGACUUAGACACAAGGUUGGCUCUUGUAGGACCCAAUGGAGCCGGAAAGUCUACUCUACUGAAACUGCUUUAUGGUGAUCUAGUACCAACGGAGGGUAUGAUUAGAAAAAAUUCUCACUUAAGGAUAGCGAGAUACCACCAGCACUUGCACGAAUUACUAGACCUCGAUAUAUCGCCGUUAGAAUAUAUGCUGAAAGCAUUUCCGGAUGUUAAAGAGAAAGAAGAAAUGAGAAAAAUUAUUGGGCGUUACGGUCUUACGGGGAGACAACAGGUAUGCCCCAUACGGCAGCUUUCAGAUGGGCAAAGAUGUCGAGUUGUCUUUGCUUGGUUAGCGUGGCAGUCUCCGCAUUUACUUCUUUUGGACGAACCUACCAACCACUUGGACAUGGAGACGAUUGAUGCACUAGCUGAUGCGAUUAACGAUUUUGAAGGAGGAAUGGUAUUAGUCAGCCACGACUUUCGGUUGAUCAGUCAAGUCGCCGAAGAGAUUUGGGUUUGCGAGAAAGGUACUGUAACUAAAUGGAAAGGUGAUAUUCUGAAAUACAAAGCUCAUCUUAAAAAUAAAAUUGACAAAGAAUUGGCAAAAGCCCAGAAAAAAUAAUUCAAUUUAAAUUAGUACAAUUUUCUUCAGCACCCAUGGUUUUUUUUUAUUUUCUCAGAUUGGAGGUGCUUUUUGGUCCCUGUAUUGUGAUUUUUUGAAAAUUAAAUUUCCCCAAUUGUGAGUAUUUUAAUUUUAAGUGUAAAUUAUUUAAUCCACAAACAUUUCUUUCUCUGCAAUCUUUUGUGGUAGGUACAGUGGAUAUUCAUAAUUUAUCGUACCAUUACUGUAGAAAUGAACAAGGUUUUAAAUAGCACACUACAAGCAGCAUGACAUUUGAAUAUAUCGUCUGUUAUAAAUUGAAUGUAGUGUUUUGUAUUAUAGCCUAGUGCCUCAAUAAAUUAUUAUAGAAAA
This is a messenger RNA of Photinus pyralis (common eastern firefly), 2385 nucleotides long. RefSeq names its product ATP-binding cassette sub-family F member 2. Gene Ontology annotation, molecular function: ATP binding; ATP hydrolysis activity. The coding region runs from base 136 to 2034 and encodes 632 amino acids. The record is from RefSeq and is a predicted model, not a curated record. The transcript has 9 exons. Lineage: Eukaryota; Metazoa; Arthropoda; Insecta; Coleoptera; Lampyridae.